Humulus lupulus (European hop) is the source of this 3180-nucleotide messenger RNA. RefSeq lists its product as uncharacterized. Lineage: Eukaryota; Viridiplantae; Streptophyta; Magnoliopsida; Rosales; Cannabaceae. The transcript is spliced from 7 exons. The coding region runs from base 1 to 3180 and encodes 1059 amino acids. The record is from RefSeq and is a predicted model, not a curated record.
AUGUCCAUGAGAGGUGCUUGUCUAGCAGCAACUUCCAUGAUUCUCAGUUUAGCUGCCCCAAAAUUUGGGUUCAUCAUAUUGCUCUACCAACUACAACAAGGGACCCCAUUUUGUUGGUUCAUGGAUCGUCAUUGGAUAAAUAUACCAAAUAAACUUUCAGCAGAAUAUGCUGCUGGAAUGAAUGAAUUCAUUAGUGUUGCAAGACACUCCAUGGACUCCAAUGGGAUGGUUCUAUGCCCUUGUUGUCGAUGCGUGAAUAAGAAAUCACAAUACAUGCAUGUGAUAAAGUUGCACCUGAUCACUCAUGGAUUUCUUAGUACUUACACAAGGUGGUAUCACCAUGGUAAGCAAGUAGAGGAAGUAGAAGAUGAUGGGUUAUUUGAUACCGAGGAUAAUGUCGAAGAUUCGGAUCAGAGUGAUGAUUUGGCGGCAGGUCUUCAUGAUGCUAUUGGUAGUAAGUAUUUUGACAUUGGUCCAACUAGUGACUUCAAUGAUGAAUCUCCACUUAAUGUGGAUGACAAGUAUGAUGCAUUGUUUGAGUCACUUCAUAAGCCUUUGUACAAUAAUUGUAAAGGUUUCUCUGUCUUAAGCGCGACGGUGAAGUUGAUGAAUCUCAAAGUGCUUAACAAAUGGACAGAUAAAUCAUUCGACCGUCUUUUGGAGUGUUUGAGAGAGAUAUUGCCCGAGGGUAAUCAGUGCCCAGGGAAUUAUUACCAGACGAGGAAGCUUCUUUGUGAGGUGGGCUUAGGCUAUGAGCAAAUUGAUGUUUGUUUGUCAUGUCCUGUAUGCAAGUCUAGUCGUUAUGUACGAAAUCAAAUCCCACAUAAACGACUUAGAUGGUUCCCAAUCAAGGCACGACUUAAGAGAAUGUUUAGUUCGAAGCACACUUCUAAAGAUAUGCGAUGGCAUAAAGAGGUACGAAAAAAUGAAGCUGGGAUUUUACGUCAUCCUGUUGAUGGGGAUGCUUGGAAGCAUUUCGACAAUGUGUAUCCUGACUUUGCAGCUGAUUCUAGGAGUGUACGAAUGGGGUUGGCGUCAGAUGGGUUUAACCCUUUCUCUAAUAUGACAUCAACCUAUAGUUUGUUGCCAGUGAUAUUGAUUCCGUACAAUAUGCCACCUUGGGCUUCUCCUAAUGGAACAAACUAUCUCAUGUCUUUGUUAAUUCCAGGCCCUAAAUCUCCUGGAAAAGAUUAUGAUGUGUUCUUGAUGUCAUUAAUUGAAGAGCUUAAAGAGUUAUGGGAUGGAGUCAAUGCAUAUGAUUUGUAUGGUCAAUGCAUGUUUAAACUUCGAGCUGCAGUCUUGUGGACAAUUAGUGAUUUUCCUGCUUAUGCAUACUUGUCUAGGUGGAGCACUGCUGGUAAAUUAGCAUGUCCUGUUUGUCUUGAAGAUACAAGAUCUCGAAGAAUAACUGACAAACAAUGUUUCAUGGGACAUCGAUGUUAUUUGAAAAGAAACCAUUCUUGGAGAAAAAGUAAAGAAUAUGAUGGAUCUACUGAAUUACGUGGCCCUCCUAGAACUUUUACUGGUGAUGACAUUUUAAAGCAAUUGGAUGAAAUUCCUAUUCAUACCCCUGGUAAAGCACCAAGUAAUUCUUCUAGAAAACGUAAGCGUGGAGAGAAAGAGCUGAAUUGGUGUAAAAGAAGUGUUUUGUUUGAAUUGCCAUACUGGUCAAAGCUCUUGCUGCGUCACAAUCUUGAUGUGAUGCAUAUAGAGAAAAAUGUAUGUGAUAACAUUAUUGGAACACUUUUAGACAUUGAAGGUAAAUCGAAAGACACUUUAAAAGCUCGUAAGGAUUUACAAAAUCUUAAUAUUCGUGAAGACCUUUGGCUGAAGAAGGACCCAUCUAAUAACAAAUUACCGGAUGGAUAUGCUUCGAAUAUUAGUCGAUGUGUAACAGAUAAUGACAAACUAGGAGGAAUGAAAACUCAUGAUUGUCAUGUUUUACUUCAUAAGAUAUUACCAGCUGCAUUACUUCCUUUUCUGACAGACAACAUUCGUGGUACUUUGAUUGAACUCUGCCAAUUCUUUCAAAAAAUUUGUGCAAAACCAUUACAAAUUUAUGACAUAGAAGAAUUGAGAGAUGGAAUUGUAAUAAUUUUGUGCAAGUUGGAAAAGAUAUUUCCCCCAUCAUUUUUUACCAUAAUGGUUCAUCUUUGUGUUCACCUACCCGAUCAAGUGUUAUUAGGUGGUCCAGUUGCUUCGAGAUGGAUGUUUGGGACAGAACGCCAUAUGGGUUUGUACAAGAAAUAUGUGAGAAACAUGUCUCGGCCUGAUGGUUCAAUAGCAGAAGCUUUUGUUGUAGAUGAAGCUGUAACUUUCUUGUCAAGAUAUGUUUCUAACAUAGAGACAGGAUUCACAAGACCCGAGUGUAAUUGGGAUAUACCUUCUCCAAAUCAUACGUUAGAUGUUUUCAACUCCAAUGUUCGUCCAUUAGGGGCAUCUACUAUCAAAUUGCUUCAAAAUUGGAGACAAGUCGUUCAAUGGUAUAUAUUGAACAAUUCUGUAGAUGAUAUCCAACAUUUUAUCGAAAAAGGUCUUUCAGAUUCAGAAGUUGCCUUAGAGCACAAAGAACAAUUUCCUUCUUGGUUUAAGAAUAAAGUGUCUCAAAUGCGAGUUCAAAAAUCACCUCUUGCCAAUGAUGAUUUGUACUCUUUAUCUCAAGGUCCACUUGAACGGUACAACACCUACCAAAGUUGUAUUGUAAAUGGUGUUCGAUUUCGAUGUAAAGAGCGUGACAAUACUCUUAAGACACAAUGUUCUGGAAUUUGCACUGAAGGUGAUCAUGACAAUAUUAAUAUCCUAUACUAUGGUGUCUUGAUUGAGAUUUUGCAGUUGUCAUUCGUUUUAGAUCGGAAGGUGUUCUUAUUUCGUUGCAAGUGGUAUAACUCUAAUCCAAAAGGUAGAUCAAUUGUUGUGGAUCAUAAUUUGACUUCCAUCAAUACAUCUACUGAUUGGUAUUCUAAUGAACCAUUUAUCUUGGCAACUCAAGCACAACAAGUUUUCUAUUUGCUUGAUAUGAAGCGUGGUUCAAAUUGGCGGAUUGUUCAAAAAGUAAAUCAUCGAUCUAUUUAUGACAUUCCUGAAAUUAUGGAAGAGACAGUAAAUAAUGAUGUGUUUCAAGAAGAAGAAUCAUUUCAAUUGCCACAUUUUCAACCAACUGAGGAUUUCAUUGAAAGAUAG